Aspergillus calidoustus is the source of this 1257-nucleotide messenger RNA. The record is from the annotation of a GenBank genome assembly. Lineage: Eukaryota; Fungi; Ascomycota; Eurotiomycetes; Eurotiales; Aspergillaceae.
AUGCGCGUCUUACAAGGCCUCCUCUUAUCCUUCGCGCUUGCGCUGUUGCUUGUGCAAUUAGCCCUCGCCGCGGAGGACUUCUACAAGAUUCUAGGGUUGGACAAGAGUGCUUCGGAGAAGGAUAUCAAACGGGCAUAUCGAACCAUGAGCAAGAAAUACCACCCCGAUAAGAAUCCAGGCGAUGACUCGGCCCGCGAGAAGUUCGUCGAAAUAGCCGAAGCAUACGAAGUCCUAUCUACAGCAACCACACGAAAGAUUUACGACCAAUAUGGCCGGGAGGGAGUCGAGCAACAUCGUCAAGGCGGAAUGGCCGGUGGCCAGGCACACGAUCCGUUUGAUCUCUUCUCGCGGUUCUUCGGCGGCGGCGGACACUUUGGACAUGCGCCUGGGCAUCGUCGCGGGCCGGAUAUGGAGUUCCGGAUUGGGCUACCGCUUCGCGAUUUCUACAACGGGCGGGAAUUUGAGCUGAACCUGGAGAGGCAGCAGAUUUGCGAUACGUGCGAGGGGACGGGAUCAGCGGAUCGCCAUGUCACCAAGUGCGAUAAGUGCUCAGGUCGUGGCGCGGUUAUCCAGAAGCAUCAGCUGGCGCCGGGAAUGUUCCAGCAGGUUCAGAUGCAGUGUGAUAAGUGUCGCGGGCAGGGGAAGAUGAUCACGAAGCCGUGUCCCGUGUGUCAUGGGCAGCGGGUUGUUCGGAAGGAGGUCGAGACGCUUGUUACGGUGGAGCCUGGUAUGGAUCGCGGGACGCGGCUAGUGUAUGAGAACGAGGGAGACGAGAGUCCCGACUGGAUUGCGGGCGACCUGGUACUUAUCCUGGAAGAAAGGGAACCGGAGCUCGGCACGAACGAGGAACAUCGCACGGACGGCACAUUCUUCCGCCGGAGAGGGCGAGAUCUGUUCUGGAAGGAAGCCCUAUCACUGCGGGAGGCGUGGAUGGGCGACUGGACGCGCAACAUCACUCACCUAGACGGCCACGUUGUUCAACUAGGGCGCAAGCGUGGCGAGGUCGUGCAACCGUUGUCUGUGGAAACGAUCAAGGGCGAAGGUAUGCCUUACUACUCAGAAGGACAUCUCCACGACCACGACGACCAGGAACCGGGAAGCUUGUACGUCGAGUACACCGUCAUUCUGCCUGACCAGAUGGAAAGCGGGAUGGAGAAGGACUUUCAUGCCCUGUGGGAGAAAUGGCGCAAGAAGAACGGUGUCGACUUGGCGAAAGACAGCGAGCGGCCCGCGCCUCCAGUAAAAGAUGAGUUAUGA